Cricetulus griseus (Chinese hamster) is the source of this 742-nucleotide messenger RNA. The record is from RefSeq and is a predicted model, not a curated record. Lineage: Eukaryota; Metazoa; Chordata; Mammalia; Rodentia; Cricetidae.
CAGAGGAGCAAUAAUCUUCCUUUACUCUCUUGGAAAUCAGACUUGUGAAUUCCAACAACUGGGAGAGGGAACCAUGCCUUCUUGGGGAAAUAGUUGUGAUCACGACCCCGUUCAGAUCUCAAACUUUUGGUUAUGGAAGCCUCACCACCCACCUUCCCCGCCCCAGGAUGACCUAUCACGCUCCUUCAGGACCUUCAGGCAGGGCGUUUCCGACUUAAGCUAUUCUGCCUACAUCUAGCUUAGUGCAGAGGACACACCAACUCUGAAGAGUGUGUGCAAGGCAAGCUCAGCACCAUUGGACUUGAAGAUGGCCCCUUUUCAGACCAAUAAGGAACUGAUUUCUGAAGGAAUAAAGCAAUUCAAUGUUCUGCUGGGUCAGCAGGUCUUUGAUGACCCUCUUAUCCCUGAAGAAAACAUGGUGACUGUGGUGAAUGACUGGGUGAACUUGUACAUCAACUAUUACAAGCCCCUCGUGUUUGGGAAGCAGCAGGAACAAGACAAGGCUCUGCAGGAACUCCAGCAAGAGCUGAAUACUUUGGGCAGCCAGUUUUUGACCAAAUACAGGACCAUUCUGAAGUCCCGAGAUCCCCCGAACAGUAAACUGCCUUCCUCAUAGCCAAAAGGCUCACUGCAUCACAUCUCAGAACCCUGAAGUCUUGAUCCUGGGUUAUGUCUUCAGGCUGUUGUCCCAUGGCCUUGCUGUACCUUGACAUCUCAAUAAAGACCAAUACUAAUUUGUUGA